CUGGUUGAGUUGAGGCACCUGUGCGUGAAGCCAAACUGUGGAAGGGGUUCUACUCUCUGGACAUGGAUUUGACACCUUUGUCCAGCCGCAGCAUCGGAUUCCCCGGCAUGUGAUCGCUGUAGCCCCGCACCCCAACCCCACAAGUAGCCUGUCAGCUGAUCCGUCACGUGUCUCUAUGGCCCCGCCCUCCCUCAAAAUGGAGUUGUCGGAUUCCGUGCAGAGAGGGCUCCGGUCUCUCGGCGACGAGUCCGUCGUGGACCACGCCACCUUCCCGGCUCUGGUCGACGUCUGCUUCCGCUCUCUGCUGUCUGCCGGUCGAGACGCGGGGUUGCUGGAGGAGCCCGAACUGAAGCAGGUUGAGGGGGUCCUGCUGAAACGGAUACACGCCGCGACCACCACAUUCAUCCUGGAGGCGGUCAGGCAAAAUGCAGAUGAGUCCACGAUCAGCUCCUGCCUCGAGGAUCUGUCGUUCAGUUCGGAAAGAAUCGAAAUCCUCUAUAGCUGCUAUCAGAAGCACAAAAAGGAGUUAGAACGAUUGUUGGCAAGCAUUGGAAAGCAACCAGCUCACAUUACUGACGUGUCAUGGCGCCUCCAAUAUCAUGUCAAGAAUGGAGUGGUCGACAAGGUCAACGAGCCUUUCUACUUAAUAUCGCUCAACACGGAGAAUAAAGGUAGUCCCGAGGAUAUUACCUUCACCUGCACCAUGGAGCAGUUACAGGACAUGGUUGGCAAGCUGAAGGACGCAGCCAAGAGCGCAGAGAAAGCCAGUCAGAUGUGAUGAUGACGAUGAUGAUGUUUUCCAGCACUUCAUCUGCAUGUUUUUAGCCUCGUUGUGUUUUGAAAAAAUAAAAGUCAUAAUUCUUC
Hippocampus comes (tiger tail seahorse) is the source of this 864-nucleotide messenger RNA. RefSeq names its product COMM domain containing 3 (gene commd3). The record is from RefSeq and is a predicted model, not a curated record. Bases 176 to 778 code for a protein of 200 amino acids. NCBI's taxonomy places the organism in Eukaryota, Metazoa, Chordata, Actinopteri, Syngnathiformes, Syngnathidae. Gene Ontology annotation, biological process: sodium ion transport. The transcript is spliced from 9 exons.